Molecule: messenger RNA, 3076 nt
Organism: Galleria mellonella (greater wax moth)
Lineage: Eukaryota; Metazoa; Arthropoda; Insecta; Lepidoptera; Pyralidae
Gene: SelT
Product: thioredoxin reductase-like selenoprotein T homolog CG3887
Exons: 3
Coding region: 206-817 (203 amino acids)
Biological process (GO): cell redox homeostasis
Cellular component (GO): endoplasmic reticulum membrane
Molecular function (GO): thioredoxin-disulfide reductase (NADPH) activity
Source: RefSeq, a predicted model, not a curated record
CACUGUCAGUGAAUAAUUCAAUAAAUAUCUAGGCACCCAGUCCUAAUUGCUUUACUUGAAAUAUUAUACUUACCUGUCUAUUGUUGAUUAAAUAAUUUUGUGCAUCUCAAUAUCUAAUAAUUAUUUUUUAUUUAAUCUUUUAGCUAUACUUAUAACGAGACAUUCAGAUUUACCUAACAAGAGGUUGGCUAACAAUCGGUUAAUUAUGUCUUUGUCUACUAUCGGCAUUCAUAUAGGAAUCGUAGCAAUUUUUAUUACGUGUCUCCUAUUAUCUGCCGACAUUCGUGUACAGGCAAGUGAAAAUGAAGCAGACAGCAUUACAAAAAUCGGACAAGGAGUAGGCCAUAUUAUGAAUAUUUAUUAUUGUUAUUCCUGUGGAUAUAGAAAAGUUUUUGAAGAUUAUGCUGGCAUAAUACAGCAGAAAUAUCCAGAAAUAUCUGUCAUAGGUGCAAAUUAUGACCCACCAGGUUUAAAUAUGUAUUUAUCAAGAAUUAUUGGACUAGGUAAAAUGAUAUUGAUUAUGUGCAUUUUGAGUGGAGUCAACAUAUUUGCAUGGUUAAAUAAACCCCAACCCUCAUGGUGGAGUUGGUGUUUAGAAAAUAAAAUAUAUGCAUGCAUGAUGAUGUUCUUCUUGGCAAAUAUGAUAGAAGGCCAGUUAGUGUCGUCUGGAGCAUUUGAGAUAUCACUCAAUAAUAUUCCACUUUGGUCUAAAUUGGAAACUGGAAGAAUUCCUCAGCCACCAGAAUUGUUUCAAAUUAUAGACAAUACUCUGCAAUUUUCAAAAAUAGAUAUGCCAAACUCUAACUUUGCACAAUAAUAUGUAAAUUUUAUUUAUUUAAUUUUUCAGUAUAAUGUUACAUUAAAACUGUUAGUUAUUUUAUUAUAAACAGGGGCUGUGGUUUACUGUUGGUGAAAAUGGAAUAAAACAUAGGAGAUGGAUAAUAUAAUAGGUAUUUAUUGAUAUCUACUAAGAAGAAAACUGCUGCCACUUGUGAGCUCAAUAUUUCUGUUCCUAAACAGUUUUAGUGAGACAUGAAAAAAGACCAUACAAGUAUUAAAUCAAAUCAUCAGCUAAAUAUUCACAAGCUCAACUAUAGAUUUCUACAUUGAAAGAUACAGUUCUACAUAGGGCCAACCUUUGAUUACUUGGCACUUCUAAUCUGAAAAGAAUAAAAAAAAAAGAUCAGUGGGAAUUCACAAUGUAUACUCUUAAAGGCGAAUUUGAUGUGACCCUUAUUCUUAGAUCCUCUAUUACACCUUAAUACCACUUUUGAAUUUCGGUGUCUCAAAAGCUGUCCAGAAACUUAAUCUGUACUACUAUGUGUGUGACUACGAAUUGGAGCAUUUACAAACUCUGGGCAUCAUUCACUUGGGUACUAUCUACCAUAUAAUAACAUAAACUAGCAUAUGUACUUAAAAAUUCCAAAUACUGUGAAAGCCUUUUAAAUUUCCAAUCAUCUUUUUUCAAUCUGCAAUAUGUAUAUGUGACAAUACUGACAUUUGUGUGGUGUUUUUGCAACAACUGAAUUGGCUAGUAGUUACUACUAAUAUAGAAUAUAAAAUGAGUAUGUUGUCUUUUGGCACCUUAUGAAAUUUGGUAUAUAUGAUAUUAUCUGGAAUUUAAAAACUUUAACAAAUUCAAGUUAAAAAUUUGCUCUUAAUAUUUUUUAAACUUCUUUAUUUCUUCACUGUAUUUUCAAAUAAAUAAUAUAGUAAAAUGUUUCAGUGUUACCCAUCUCCUUGUAAUUAUUGUUUAUUGGCAAACAUUAAAAUUUUAGUUUUUACAGUACAAAAUAACUUCAUAAAAAAAUUAUUAUUAUUAUUUACAUUGCAUACAUAAUAGAACUAAAGUUCAAAAUUUUAUUAUGACAAAGAUGUAAUAGAACUAGUUCAGUUAUCUAGUCACAUCAUUGUUAAAAUUGUAAAAUAUUCACAAACUUCUUUUUUAUGAACUAUUAAUUAAAAAUUUAGAAUACAUUAUCAUUUUUAAUUUUUACUUGACACUGUUCAGAUAUAAGUGAAUUGCACUUGAAUUGUGAAUCUGUCCACAUAGCAACAAUUUGUUCGUGUCCUAUUAUAAUGAAUUAGUUGGCAGUUUUAAUAUAGUUAGGUAUGUGAAAACUUUCUGAGAACUGCAUUUUUGAGAUUAAAAUUCAAAUGGGAUCUAUUUGAACAUUGAACAAAUAGGCAAUGAUCUUAUUGUUUAUUCUUAGCUUGAAAAAUAAUUACAUUAAAAUAGGUACAUAAUAAUAUAUUAUUUUAAUGUCCCUACAUUAGGAUAUGACGAUGACUCAACAUUGUAUGAAGUACGACUUAUCCCAUUCAUAAGGAAGCAAUAGUACUCGGUUGUCGUCUGUUAUUAUUUGUAAACAGCUAUGAAGAGUGUACUGUAUAAUAAUUUAUUUUAUGAUAUAUAAUAUUAUUGGUGUUAUAUAGAUGGAUAGAAAUAACAGGUUACACGCUCCAUGUUACAUAAUCAUCAGGUCACUAGCAAAAAAAUAUAUACAAAAAAUUAAAUAAUAGCUUGUCAUAUACGUAGUCUGAUAUAAACGCAGCUCGUCAUAUACACAGAUUGUCAAAAUCGUAGCUUAUCAUGUACGCAACAUUUACGAAGUGUUAACUGUUAUGAAAUAAUAUUUGAAGAAACAUGUGUUAAUAUUUAAAAAAAAUUGGAUGAUAUUUACACCUAUUUUCCUAUAAGUAAAAAUGAAAACAAAAAUAAUUGAUAGUUUUUACACUACUAUUUUUAUUGAAAAUGUAAUAAAUUCAAAUAGAAGUCAUGUGGAUUGCAAUCCGACAUCCUUUCUACGGUUGUUAAAGUAAAUGAGUAGCGACUUAUGUUUGUGACGUACUGAGUACAGUGACCAAAUGCAUAUGUAUGUAUUAACAAAUCGUCAUAGUCGUAGAAUACUGACGGAUAUAUAUAUUUAAUAUUUGUCAGAUCUGUCAGUAUUCUACGACUAUGACGAAAUGUGCACGUGACAUGGAGCGUGUUAUCUAAAAUAACGAAAAGUGUUAAUACUGAUCAGACUGUUCUGCAAUGUCUAUUGAAAGUAAAUAAAAGAUAAUGAUUUCA